This is a messenger RNA of Paralichthys olivaceus (Japanese flounder), 1452 nucleotides long. The record is from RefSeq and is a predicted model, not a curated record. NCBI's taxonomy places the organism in Eukaryota, Metazoa, Chordata, Actinopteri, Pleuronectiformes, Paralichthyidae.
AUUAAAGAGAAGCUGGCGCAGUCCCUCAAGGCGCUGCAGAAGCGAUUCGUAACGUCAGACGCAGUCGUAACCAGUGAGGAUGCUGACGCUAACCUGCUCUGCUGCGCCCUGGAGGCCAUCUUCAUCCACGGCAUCAAGAGCAAGUACAUCCGCUCCGAGACUGGGGGACGAACCAGGAAGGGCGGCCGGGCUCCCCUCCCUCAGCCCUUCUUCUGGAGCCUCCUCAAGACCGUCACCCACCGUGAUGUCAUCACGGAGCUAGAGAAGAUCAGCUUCGUCGGCACGGACGUGGGUCGCUGUCGAGCGUGGCUGCGGCUGGCUCUCAACCACGGCCUGCUGGAGUGCUACCUCGCAUCGCUGUUCCGGGAGGACUCCAAGCUGCGGGUGCAUUAUCAGCCCAGUGCCCUCCUCCUGAACACGGAGGAGCGGGACGUGCUGCUCAGCUACCUCCAGGGUCUGGCCUCGCUCACAUUCAACCUGUCUUACAAGUCCGCCGUCCUCAACGAGUGGACCACCACGCCUUUGGUUCUCGCUGGACUCUGCCCCUUCUCCCAGGUAGACACGCUCGACCUGACCCUUAACGGCGGGGACCAUCCCUCCUCCAGGUCCACGUGGAAGGAGUCGUGGGAUACGGUGUCUCAGUCAUCGAGCUCGUCGGAUGCUCAGGAUAUGCAGAGAGGGUGUCCAGUGUUGUUUGUGGGGAGGGAGUCAAGUGCUUUACAGGGGGAUCGGACUGCACUCAACUCCUCUAAUCUCAGCCUGGACACCACGGGCUCCUCUCAGCUCUCCUCCAGCUUGAGUUCCGACAGCCUCCUGCAGGGGCAGGACCCCCGCAGCCCGACAGGAGAGCAGUGGUCUUCAUGUGACCUGGACAUUUCCAAUCACAUCAGCACCAAGAGACCACAAAAGGAUUUGGUGACUGAGUUUCGGGAGUGCGGACAGGGCAGUCAGGACUCCAUGCGUGAAGACUCCUCCUUUGUGUCAAGCACGGGUCCGGAUCAGUUUUCGGAGACGGCUGUUUUCAGUGGCUCUGAUAGUGAGAACCAGGAUCCUGCUACGCCACCGCAAGACCUGAAAGACCAGCCCCCACACUCUGUCCUCUCCCAUUCAGAGCCGCCGCCAACUUCCCCUGAUUUUCCGUCGUCUGACGAUAACCACGUUUACAAAACUCCCUCUCACACGUGCGAUGAAUCCUCUAAUGAGUUACACUUGGAGGCUGGCACAGACGAAGAGAAUACGGCUGAUGUGAAGGAGAAUUGUGCGUUUGUUCCGAAAGAGCAAGAAGUAGAAACCUCGGAGAAGAGCGUCGUCUCGGAGAAGAGUGUUGUCUCGGAGAAGAGCGGCGGCGGCUCGGAGCCUUCAGUGCAUCCGGGGCCUCGUCGCUCUGCCAGCAUCCUGAGCAGGAAGCUGUCCACAGAUUCUCUGUCAGUGAGUAUAUUAGCAGACAAAUAG